CACUUUUGUGGAAAAGGAAGAUAAACGGGGACACGCCUGGAAUUCCAAGUUUACGACACCCCUUCCCAUCCCUGGGGGAGACGGAGGCGGAGGCGGAGCAGCCGGCCCUAGGAGGAGGAGGCGGAGCAGCAGGUUCUUGCUGCCGUUUCUCCUCGGAUCCGAUCUAUUUAUCCGUUAACCCGACGACCUGCAGGGCUAUUCCAAUCCAAUCAAAUCCAACCCACAUGGCCGGCUGGGCCGAUUCCGGCGGUAGCCGAGGUCGAGGCGGCGGCGGCGGCGGCGGUGGCGGAGGCUUCAUCAACCGCGGCGCCGCCAACACCACCACCAACAAUAAUAAUAAUACCAGGUGGAGAGAGAGGAGACCACCAUCGCAGCAGCACAGCCACCACCAUCAGCAGCACCAACCGCACAAUCAACAGCAGCAGCAGCAACCGCACAAUCAUCAGCAGCACCAGCAUCAGCACAACCAGCAUCAGCACCAGCACAACCACCAGCAGCAGCGCUACCGCCCUGUCAACAACAACGACCACUCCUCGCAGCCCCCACGCGACACGCCGUUGGAGGAAUUGGGUCGCCAGCAAGGACAGCAGGGGAGCUCCUCCACUUCUCGUCAUCGCCCUCGCCCACAACCAACUCGUGCACCACCCACCUUCACAGACCACAAUUCUCCUACCUCUGCUGCCAAUGCAAAUGCCAAUGCCAAUGAGCCUGACGACAAGGCUAGGCGCAAUGCUGCAAAUUUCGAGUGCAACGUCUGCUUUGAGAUGGCUGAUAACCCAGUUGUGACAAAGUGCGGCCAUCUCUUCUGCUGGGAGUGCCUCUACCAGUGGAUCCACAUCCACUCCAACCACCGUGAGUGCCCUGUCUGCAAGGGCCAGGUCGCUGACGAUGCCAUUAUACCAAUCUAUGGACGCGGCGGCUCUGCAGCCUCUGUGCAUGAUGCGCCACCAAGGCCCACUGGAGCCAGAGUCGAAAGCUCCAGGCAGCAGUUGCUGCAGCAGCAGGCUGCCAUGGACUCGCGUAUGGAUGAUGAAGGCGACAACCCCUUUGAUCUACAGGAGAUUCGUCUUGGCUUUGGAGCUAGGUCGCUGGGAGAUGCUAUGAUGAGUUUCAUCGAUGAUGACGAAGUGGAUGUUGAGCAACUUUACGAUGACUACACUAAUCUCUAUCACCACUACCACCAUGGCUUUGAUGAGGUCCAUGAUUAUGAAUUUCUGGGCUUCCCGAUGUUGCCAUCUGUUGGUGCUAGGACGACGCGGCGACACCAACAUCAUACUGCUGUUUCCGAUGGCAUUAUGGAAACAUUCUUUGACGACAACAUGACCACUUAUGGAGACAUAGAUAUUGGCAACCGUAGUGGUCGCAGCCGGCGCGGAAGAGCAAGAGGAGCAUCAUCUCCUUCUGGAAUGGUGAUGGGGAGUAGCUUGGAGAUGGGCGGCAGCGUUGUAUCUUACCGCAAUGUUGGUGGUGAUCCUCCUCCUAAUUCUACAGGUGGUUCUUCUCGGCCCAAUGGUGGAUGGACCGAGAGAAGAGGAAGAAGUAACCGGAAUUCAAAUUCAGGCGGUGGAAGAGGGAUGCAGAAUAGCAGGAGACAAGGAACACAUAACAAUUGAUCUUUGUGUCUUGAUGACAGUGGUGAUCAAAUAAAUCCAGUUUGAAAUUCUUUUUUUCCUUUUCAAUUGAUCUGUAAUAGGUGCCUUAUUUUGGCUUUUGAGGAGUAAUGGUUCUUUCGGUUGAUGCAAGUACCAAUACAUGUGGUUAUAUACUCCUUGCCGUUACUUGCUACUCCUAUUUACAUAUCUCAAGUAUUAUUGAUAACUAUAGAGCAUUACAUGUGCAUUUGAA
Messenger RNA from Brachypodium distachyon (stiff brome), 1845 nucleotides. RefSeq lists its product as uncharacterized. Gene Ontology annotation, biological process: ubiquitin-dependent protein catabolic process. The coding region runs from base 225 to 1613 and encodes 462 amino acids. Gene Ontology annotation, molecular function: ubiquitin-like protein conjugating enzyme binding; ubiquitin protein ligase activity; metal ion binding. Lineage: Eukaryota; Viridiplantae; Streptophyta; Magnoliopsida; Poales; Poaceae. The record is from RefSeq and is a predicted model, not a curated record. The transcript has 2 exons. Gene Ontology annotation, cellular component: endoplasmic reticulum.